Molecule: messenger RNA, 3111 nt
Organism: Volvox carteri f. nagariensis
Lineage: Eukaryota; Viridiplantae; Chlorophyta; Chlorophyceae; Chlamydomonadales; Volvocaceae
Exons: 6
Coding region: 1-3111 (1036 amino acids)
Biological process (GO): nucleobase-containing compound metabolic process
Cellular component (GO): cytoplasm; nucleus
Molecular function (GO): nucleic acid binding; 3'-5' exonuclease activity
Source: RefSeq, a predicted model, not a curated record
AUGCUUGCUCGGCAGGUUCAUAGCGCUCACUCCAGCGUGCAUCAUCUAUGGGUCGAUAGGACGCAGAGUGUCGUACCGCUCACGGCGCAGACCUGCUGCCCCCGGCGAUACCAUGCGCCCACGCUUGCGCUUACCUCCAGGACUGGAACCUGUGGCGGUGGCUCCGGCAGCAGAGCGUCAAAGGCUGGCCCCAAUGAGCCUCAGGCAACACCUGAGGCAACCAGUAACGCACCGUUGGGAACUCCGAGAGGAUCCUCGUCCCAACCGCUUGCCGACCGGGCCCAUUCACCCACCCAAACAGACAGCUCGGGAGUGGGCGAGGUCUCAGUCGCUCCGCAGCUCGCCUCCGCUGCCCUAUGGCAACCCUCCGUCACAGAUCCGCCACGGCGGGAGGAGUUGUCAGUGGGCGCUGGCGGUGGCCGUGGCGCCGAUCGUCCACUGCUGGUUAGCGAAGCCGCCACUGCCACCACUGCCGCCGCCGGCUGCAGCUCCGCCGCUCCUGAGCCAGGGCAACACGGCGGCGCUAGGGAAAAGCAGCAGCAGCAGUCCCGGCGCAUACGUGAAAGCUCGAAGUCCAGCGAACCGGUGCACGUGGAAGCGCAAUCUAGCAGCGCUCCAUCUCUUCCGCAGGCCGCCGGCAGUUGGGAAAUUAUGGAGCACGACAACGCACAGCAAACCAGUAGCGUUUUAGGAGGCAUCGGCCCCGGCAACUGGGAGACAGACGCAACUGGCGAUGGCGGCGCAGGGACGGAUGCUACUGCCGAUGUCUUUGGACUGCCUUUAUGGCUGGAUGGCGCCUCCGCCAGCUCGCUUGACAGCUUGGUUCCCGCCAGUGUAACCGCAGUUGAUGAGGGAAAACUUGAGGAGAUCGACUGGGAACAGCUGGAUUUCGAGCGCGCAUGGCCGAGGACCUUCGACCUCUCUACCGUCUACAGCGCCGCGUCCGCCACCACCCCUGGCAGCAGCAGCGGCGGCUCUAGCUUCAGACGCCGACGACGUGGUAGCGGCGGUGAUUGCCUCGAUGACGAUGAGGAUAUGUGGGAGUUUGGGGCGUACAUGUACGACGAGCAUUCUGACAAUGGUGUCAGCGGGGCGCCAGCCGCUGCGCGGCGCUACCAGGACGCCAACCUUUUCGCCUCUCAUGCUCAGUCCUUUUCAGGAGGGCUGGCCCGCCGUGGCGGCGGCGGCGGCAGCGGCAUAGCCACUGCCAACGACACAGGCAACGGAGGCGACAUUUGGCCCCAGCGGCGGGGCCGCGACCGCCGAGGCCGCGCCAUCGGCCGCCGGUGGCAGGACACCUGGGAUGACUGGGACGGGCCCGGCGGCGGCCAGCUAGGCGACUGGGGACGCACCUGGGCUGCGGUUAGCACCCGGCUUCCGAGGGUUGGCUUGUCGGUGGCGUUUCCGCUCCCGCCAGCCGGGUGCGCGGCCACAGAGGACAAAACAGCCGCGGCAGCGGACUCCGAGCCGCCACCGCUAGUGCUGGCGGCGAAGCAGUCGGCAGCGGUGAAGUCACCAGGAACUGCCGACACCCCGGCGCCACCGCCGGCGACGAGCCCCAAGGUAGCUAAGCCUAAUUGGGCGACAGUAACCUUGUCAUACAACUUUGGGUCGAGCUUCAAGCUGCUUGAGGAAAAAGCGGUGACGAGAGAAGUGCCUUUACCGGAGGAGCUGCUCCUCCUGGCGGGCCGCCCGCCGGACAGCGGUGCCGGCGGCGGCGGUGGCGGCGGCGGCGGCGGCCGCUCUGCCGUGGAUGCGUUGUUGCCCGGCUGUACUGCGUACACUAUCGCUGGCGACUACCACGUCUUGCUGGUGCAGGAUGGUCGCUCACUGGCCCCUGCCGUGGCCUGGUUUCGUGCCUCCCUCGGAGAGGAUCGGGUGGUGGGCAUCGAUUCGGAGUGGCCACCCACUUUUAAGACGGGGGAGGCGCCCCAGCUGGCGAUGCUGCAGUUGGCAACCUCCAGCCGAGUGCUGUUAUUGCACAUCGCACGGAUGCGGCGCAAAGAAGUGAUAGCCCCCGGCGGACCCAUCCACGUGCUCCUCUCCGACCCGUCCCUCACGUGGGUGGGCUCGGGCUGGUCCAACUCCGACCGCACCAUCGUGAAGGGGGCCUUUGGCGGCGCGACACUGCCGCCGGCGGUGGUGGACGUGCAGGUCGCGGCGCGGGCGGCGGGCUGGGGACGUGUGGGGUUGCUGGCGCUGGUGAACGACCUGCUGGGCAUGCGGGAGUUCCAGAAGCCGCGCAAGCUUUCCAUGUGCAACUGGGCGGCGGCGUCCCUGUCGGAGCGACAGGCAAGAUUGUGGUGGUGGGAGCGGCGCGGCCCGGGGGGCCGGAGGAUGCAUGCGCCAAAGGAACAUGCAGCCAUGCCUUCCGGGCCGCCGAAUGUCCUGGCGCAAGCUGUGUCCGUUCGUAGUGCGGUGUGUGAACACUGCGGUCGCACUGUCCAGCUGUCAGACAAAGGAAACGCCGCCGGCAGCGAUAACGACGGCGGCGGCGUCGCCGCUGCGGCCGCGAAAAUGGCGGUGGUGGCUGCGGCGACGAAAUCCUCGGCGCGCGGUGCUGACCCACGGGUCAAGGCAUCCACGGGCCCCGCUGCCAGGCCAACAUCCAAAUCCGGUUCACUGAGGACCUACUUGCAGGGCGUUGUGGACGGCAUGCAGCUGCAGAAAACAUCAGAACUGCCGGGGAGGAGAUCCCGGAGGCUGCUGUUCGUACCAGACCUGGAUCCAAGCUCAGACACGGAUUCGAAGCCAGGCUCGGACGAGGAUUCAGGGUUGGCUUCGGGUAUUGCCUCAAACAGAGAUUCUGGCAGUGGCAGCACGCUUGGCGAAGGAGGGGACCGGGGCGGGGAGCCGUUGUCGCCGUCACCAGCGGCGGAGGCGGUGGUGGUUGGCAAGAGCAAGAGCAAGAGCAAGCGUAAGAAGAAACGUGCGGCGCAGCCUGUAGCCGUGAGCGGCGCGUCAUCGCCAUCCUCGUCGUCGCCGUCGUCUUCACGGCAGCAGGCGCUUUGGGACGCUUUUGAGGAUGCCUCCCCGGCUGCUGCUGCCGCGGUAGCCCUGGUCAUGUCUGGCCAGGAAAACAGCCGCAGCUGCACAGAAGCAGCAGGGUAA